Messenger RNA from Coccidioides posadasii C735 delta SOWgp, 711 nucleotides. RefSeq lists its product as uncharacterized. The record is from RefSeq and is a predicted model, not a curated record. Lineage: Eukaryota; Fungi; Ascomycota; Eurotiomycetes; Onygenales; Onygenaceae.
AUGUCGUACCUCGGCCCAAGAGCCUUCAACCAUGAGCAGAGCAGCGACGCUGAAGCCGAAUAUGACCGCCUUCGCGGCUUAGCCGGACAAGAGGCAGCAAAGCGCUCCUCAUGCUUUGAGCGCUCCCAACAAGCCUACGCCGCCGGCGAUGGCGCCCUCGCCAAAGAACUUUCCGAGCAAGGAAAGGCCCACGGUCGAAAGAUGGAAGAAUACAACCGACAAGCGUCCCAGUUUAUAUUCCGCGAGAACAACGCCAACGGUCGGGUGCCGGACGACACGAUCGAUUUGCAUGGUCAAUUCAUGGAGGAAGCGGAAGAUAUUUUAGAAGAGCGGAUCAAGUAUGCGCAGGCGCAUGGGCAGACGCAUCUUCACGUGAUUGUUGGCAAGGGAAACCACUCAGCCAACCACGUCCAGAAGCUGAAACCGCGCGUGGAGCAAGUAUGCCGAGAUCUCGGCUUGCAAUAUUGUACGGAAGAAAACGCGGGAAGGAUAUACGUCAAUUUGACCGGUGGACCGGCGCAGAUGCCGCCCUAUGAACCUCAUCAUCCUCCUCCACAUCAGCAGCCACAGCAUCACUACCCGCAACAUGCUCCCCAAGCCCAUGAGCAGCAGCAGCAGCAGCAAGGAAAUACUUUUGUUGAAGAGGCCGUUCGUAGGGCCGUGCCUACACUUUUACGAAAGUUGGAGAAGGCUUGCUGCAUCGUUAUGUGA